Messenger RNA from Anastrepha ludens (Mexican fruit fly), 1711 nucleotides. RefSeq names its product general transcription factor IIH subunit 4 (gene mrn). NCBI's taxonomy places the organism in Eukaryota, Metazoa, Arthropoda, Insecta, Diptera, Tephritidae. Gene Ontology annotation, biological process: nucleotide-excision repair. Gene Ontology annotation, cellular component: transcription factor TFIIH holo complex; transcription factor TFIIH core complex. Bases 167 to 1642 code for a protein of 491 amino acids. The transcript is spliced from 2 exons. The record is from RefSeq and is a predicted model, not a curated record. Gene Ontology annotation, molecular function: ATPase activator activity; double-stranded DNA binding.
UGUGAAUAGCCAUAACGAAAAAUAAUAUCUAAAUUGUCCAAACAUACAUACAUAUGUAUUGGGAGACUUUUUUGUUUUGGCUGGCUUAGCACUACCAAGUCGUUUGGCCGGCAAUUUUAUCCUAAGUUCGUCGAAGUGAAGAGUAAAAAUAUAAAAAAAUACUAAAAUGUCGGAUACAAAAGCUGGCCGGUCCGGUCCGACUACGUCCACAUAUGCGCUUAUACCAAAGCCGGCUAAUUUACAGUGUAUGGAUCUGCAGGAGUAUCUGCGUACGAGAGCCCCAGAUACUCUCGAAAAAUUGUAUAACUAUCCAACAAUUUGCUUGGCGGUGUAUAGAGAAUUGCCAGAAAUCGCUCGCCAAUUUGUGAUACGUAUACUUUUCGUCGAACAACCAGUGCCUCAAGCCGUCGUCGCAUCGUGGGGAUCGCAGCAUUAUGCAAAAGAACAAGCUGCUUCUGCGGCUUGCCUCAGUGAGCUCAACGUUUGGCGCGUGACUGCUAUACCGGGUGGCCUGUCUGCCUGGGAGCUUAGUCCAACAUUCAAAAAGAAUUUAAAAAUUGCUUUGUUGGGAGGCGGUAAACCCUGGUCUAUGUCGCAUACGCUGGAAAAGGAUUCUAAACCGCGUGAUAUUGCUUUCCUCGACACUUACGCCAUGGCCCGUUGGCGCUGUGUACUUCACUACAUGGUGGGCACCGGCAGCUCAACCAAAGCGCAAGACAGUGAAGGUAUCAGCCCAGACGCAGUGCGUAUUCUGCUUCACGCUAAUCUCAUGAAGCGAGACGAACGUGAUGGAAUUACAAUUACACGACAAGGCUUUCAGUUUCUUUUACUUGAUACUCAGACGCAGGUGUGGCAUUUCAUGCUGCAGUAUUUGGACACUUGCGAGGAACGUGGUCUCUCGUUGCCUGAAUGCCUCUCUAUGUUGUUCCAACUAAGCUUCUCAACGCUAGGCCGCGACUACAGCUCGGAAGGCAUGAGCCCGAAAAUGCUCACGUUUUUGCAACAUCUGCGAGAGUUCGGACUCGUAUUUCAACGAAAACGAAAAGAAGGGCGGUUUUAUCCAACACGUCUAGCACUGAAUGUAACAAAUAAGCAUGCGGCAGUGCCUGCCAUUAUAAGCGAGGAAGAUAAGGUGCAGGAGAGUGGUUAUAUUGUGGUGGAGACAAAUUAUCGCGUGUAUGCAUACACAGACUCGCCCUUGCAGGUUGCAGUGUUAGGCUUGUUUACAGAACUAUUGUACCGGUUUCCUAACUUGGUAGUCGGUGUGUUGACACGCGACUCCGUUCGCCAAGCGCUGCGCGGUGGCAUUACUGCGGAUCAAAUUGUUAGCUAUUUGGAGCAAUAUUCGCAUCCCAACAUGAAAUUGACCGAAUCGGCAAUUAAGACAAAGUCUCCACUUCCGCCGACUGUUGUCGAUCAAAUUAAGCUAUGGGAGCUGGAACGUAAUCGUUUCACCUACACAGAAGGUGUGGUCUACAAUCAGUUCUUGUCACAGGCGGACUUUGUUACGCUACGUGACUAUGCUCAAUCAAUUAACGUGCUGGUACACAUGAAUGAACGAACGCGUACAAUGGUGGUCACCAAAAAUGGGCAUGACGAUGUUAAACGAUUCUGGAAACGUUACUCAAAGAGUGGUGGAUAGUUAUUUAUAUGUUUGGAGGUUGGUUACUUACAUUCAAUUACCAUUUUGCCAUUUAAAAUUUCUUUCUAU